Polyodon spathula (Mississippi paddlefish) is the source of this 1360-nucleotide messenger RNA. Its product is annotated as solute carrier family 25 member 45. Gene Ontology annotation, biological process: transmembrane transport. Gene Ontology annotation, cellular component: mitochondrion. The transcript is spliced from 5 exons. Bases 354 to 1151 code for a protein of 265 amino acids. NCBI's taxonomy places the organism in Eukaryota, Metazoa, Chordata, Actinopteri, Acipenseriformes, Polyodontidae. Gene Ontology annotation, molecular function: transmembrane transporter activity. The record is from RefSeq and is a predicted model, not a curated record.
CCCCGCGGCUGGGAGCGGGUUUAUGAGACUCGUGCUUCAGCGCCGUGCAGAGAGCAGGUUGCGUUGCAAGCGCCGACACGGCUCGGUAAACGCGUCUAUCUGUCUGUCUGUCUGUCUGUCGAUCGAUGUGUGUGUGUGUGUGUGUUUCUUUUUUAUAUAACUUUCUCAGCAUGCAUAAUUUUGUUCGUCCUGCCCGAAGAGCUCUCUCUGCCUUUUCUGCUUGCUCCCUUGUGAAAGUUGUCCACGGUGAAUCUGCACGGUCACUUCGCUGGGCUCCACCCCCCUGUUAUAUAACUGCACCUCGCGUUUUAUUUUACUGAUUACCUUCCGAACUCAGCGGGGCCCGAGGCAGGAUGCACUUUGCAGAGUUCAUCGCGGGAUGGAUUUCGGGUGCUCUAGGGUUGGUGGUUGGACAUCCCAUGGACACGAUCAAGAUUCCUGGAUUUUUCAAAGGAAUGUCUUUCCCAGUCCUCAGUGUUGCUGUGGGCAACGCAGUGGUUUUCAGUUCCUAUAGCAACGCCCUGGCGUUCAUCAGCCAAUCACAGCGCAGUGACAGAAGCUUCUCCCCUUCCUCUGUGGAGCUGUUUGCGGCUGGCUGUUUUUCAGGGGCUGCUCAGGUUCUGGUGAUGGCGCCGGUGGACUUGGUGAAGGUCCGACUGCAGAACCAGAACCACCCUCACCGGUCCGCGAGCGGAGCUGGGGCAGGGGUGGCCCUGUACAGGGGCCCGGUUCACUGCGUGACCUCCAUCCUGCGGCAGGAGGGGGUCCCGGGGCUGUACCGGGGUCUGGGGGCCCUGGCCCUGCGAGACAUCCCCUGCUACGGGCUCUACUUCCUACCCUAUGAGCUGCUGUGCCGGGCCCUGACUGAGGAGGGACAGCAGCCAGGCACAGCGACAGUCCUGGUGGCAGGGGGCUGCGCGGGUGUGGUCACGUGGAGCUGUGCCACGCCCAUGGACGUGGUGAAGGCGCGGCUGCAGAUGGAGGGGGCGCAGGGGCAGCGAUACGGGGGCGUGCUGGCGUGCGCGAGGGAGAGCGUGCGGGCGGAGGGGGGGCGCGUGCUGUUCAAGGGGCUCCUGGCGAACAGCGUCCGCGCCUUUCCCGUCAACGCUGUCACCUUCCUGACCUACGAGAGCCUGCUGAGGGGCCUGUAGUGACAUCACCCCCGUCCGCGCCCCUUUAAGAGAUGACAUCACCGCCGCCACCCACUCCUUUAAGAGAUGACAUCACAGCCGUGAUUGCUGUAUUGAAAGAGGCAGGGCUGCGUCCUCUUCAUUUUAUUCGCAGACUUCAUUUUAUUUUUUCUUUGUAAACGGUUUUACUUUUUCUAAACUUGGCAAAAAAAAAAAAAAAAAAAAAAAAA